GCUCUACAGGCCGCCGAAGUCGACCAAUUGCCUUUAGAAUUUGAACUCAUUCCACACGUGGAUCGACGAGUCCGUAAAUUUGGCCUGCAUCGCCGUGUGUUUACCACGCGCCUCGUCCAACGUGGAGGUGCCCUUCGCCCCGAACUGAUUCCGCGAGACCAGCUUCCAUCCUUGUUGGAUCAAGCCUUGCAGAUCGCCAUCCAGCGCCAAGUGUUGGACCAACCGGGGGUUCACGACAACGACCAUCUGAUGAUCAACAUGAGUUCUAACAGACUACAACACGCCUAUCAGUCUUCCCGAGUCAGAGUCCGCGAUUGGAUCCAGGAUACGGAACCCGCCCAAAUGAUGAUGCAACAAAUAAGUAACAUUUUAAACUCCAACGAGAACUUUGCGAUCGAUGAUAGCUUCCAUAUAGAAGUCAGCCAUAUCCGAGACAGUGGGGUCGGGUCAGGCAGUCGCGGCCAACGGCCCGGCACCCAACCCAUUGAACAAUUUUUACGCGACAAAAAAUCCGUCGUACGUAUUCAAAACGACGAUGAAUUGUGCUGUGCCCGAGCGUUGGUCACCGCCAAAGCGUACCGAGAUUGGGGCAGCCGUGACCCUCACUACAAGGACAUCAUACGAGGGGGUGCCUUUCAAAGAAACAUGGCCAAGACCCUGCACCGCCAAGCCCGUGUGCCUGAAGGACCUUGUGGGCUCGGGGAACUGGAACUUUUUCAAAUUGUAUUGACCGAAUACCAAAUUGUGGUGGUGUCCGCCGACCAUGGGUAUCAAAUUAUUUUUAAAGGCCCUCGCCAACCCGACCACAAAUUACUCUGCCUGAUCAAAGUCCAGGACCAUUACCAUGUAUGUCAUUCCCUAGCCGGCUUCUUUGGCCGAGUCUAUUACUGACUGGACUGUGAAAAAUCCUUUAACAGCGAUGAUUUGCAACACCACCGUUGCCCAGGCCAGAAAUGUACCUGUUGCCACUAAGCCCAUUGCUGCGACUUUACCACCGCGGCUGGACCAGCCGCCGUCCCAUGCCAAGAAUGCAAGCGUUUCUUUUUCGGCGCCGACUGCCUCCUGAACCACCAGACCCAUACCAGUGCCGGCCGUGUGGCGUCCACCCCUCAAAUGGCCGUGUGCAGUACCUACAGGCGUUGCCCCGACUGCCAGACAUUGUGCCAAGGAUUAGCCCUCCAAAGACACAAAUGCGGGUACGGCAAAUGCCCGUCCUGUAAAGAAUAUGUGCCUACAGACACUCAUCGAUGUUACAUUCAG
Messenger RNA from Porites lobata, 1260 nucleotides. The record is from the annotation of a GenBank genome assembly. Lineage: Eukaryota; Metazoa; Cnidaria; Anthozoa; Scleractinia; Poritidae.